This is a messenger RNA of Centrocercus urophasianus (Greater sage-grouse), 2256 nucleotides long. It is a transcript of the gene TMEM242, whose product is annotated as transmembrane protein 242. The transcript has 4 exons. The record is from RefSeq and is a predicted model, not a curated record. The coding region runs from base 453 to 905 and encodes 150 amino acids. Lineage: Eukaryota; Metazoa; Chordata; Aves; Galliformes; Phasianidae.
GCCGGCCCAAGUCCCAUGGCUGGAGGCUGCGCAUUAAACUCCUCUUCUUUUGGCAGACAUUAAUUAAAAACCAGUUGCUAUUUCUGAAAUCGGGAAAACGUUGCUACUGAGUAGACCUUGAAGUGUAAAAUGCAGGGGGCACCCUGUGUUCUGUCGGGGUGUUGGAGGUCCUCCUGUUCCCAGGCUGCAUGUCCUCCACACAUCUCACUGACACGGCUACAGCAAGCUUCUCCAUCACAGUAAUAUUAUAACCAAGUUUUAGAAAGAGAGACCUGACAUAAGGGGAUUUUGAUUCUUGCUUCCUAUUCAAAUGAUAUAUAUAUUUAAACUUUUUUACCCAACAGGUGCAAAGGCAGAGCUUGUUGCCUCUACUGAGGGCAUUUUGGUGUGAGCCAGGUGCUGUAUAGUACACUCAGGGUCCAUAGGAGGCCUUUUCCUACAAGUGGUCUGAUAUGGCUACAGAUCCCCUUCUGAUGCAAGAAGCAGAUCCCAAAUGGCUGCAGAAGAGCUGGCAGCAAGGAGUGCUUUGUAUCUCAAGGAAGCUCACAUGGUUUUGUUGGUUUUUAGGUGGAAUUUUUCUAGGUACGAUUGCUACAGCAGGAAUGAUAGCAGGUUUUGGCACCACGCUUGCCAUGGCAAAAAAGAAGAACCCAAACUGGUUCAAUAAGGGUAUUACUGCUACAGCUGCAUUACCUGAGAGUGGCUCAUCACUGGCCUUACGUGCCCUAGGAUGGGGCUCUCUGUAUGCAUGGUGUGGAGUUGGAUUACUAAGUUUCGCCAUCUGGAAGGCUCUGGGUGUUCACAGCAUGAAAGAAUUCCGAACUAAAAUGCAGUCACUGUUUCCAGCAAUACCUAAAAAUAGUGAGUCCACCGUUGAAUGGGAAGACUUACUUAAAUCAAAGUGAAAGAAUCAGAAGCAUUUGGAGAUGGCUUUUUCAGCAAGAAAAGGAGCAGAAGCAUCAGAAGCGUCUCAUCUGAAUGAAAGAGAAAAUAAAUCAGACUGAGCAAGUUACCAACUGAGUUCACUGAACCUGGGGAUGCCAGUUAACAUCUCAGGGGCAAGAUAAUUAAAAUAAUAAUUUAUACUGUAUUUCUUCAGUGUUUGGUAUGGUUGAUUUGUGAGAAAAUGAACCUUCCAAGGUAAGUUGGUUCCAACUUGAAAAAAGGCUGUGCAUUAUGAGGACUUAAAAAAAACCCAACAACUUUAAUUGUUAAUAUAUAAGGACAGAACCUCAAUAAACGUUUACCCCAUCCUUCCUUUAAAGAGUAAUUUUAGGUUAUUUCUGUAGGAAACAAAGAACAGUGCUUUCAGUGUCAUUUACAUGCAUCAUUAGGAAUGUAAAUAUCAAGAUAAUUAUAAAAGGUCCAUCAGUGAGCCUGGAGAUAAAGGUUACAGUGCACUCUUCUAAAAAUAAAGGAGAUAUUUAAAGUUGUAUCAAAGAAAGUGUCUAAACCAAGCUGUUUUUGUCUGAUUGGAAAGUUUAAAACAUCAAAUACAGAGGUAAUGACUUGCUGAGCUCCUCUACAGAGCAGCAGUAGAGACCUCAAUGAAGUCACUCUUUUUUCAGUAGUAGCUUUUUAAUUGGAUCCCACAAUUGUGAAUCUGACCGAUUGUAUAAAAUCUUCUAGUAUAUUUGUAUGAACAACGUAAGUGAAAAAUAUAUACAAUAGUGUUAUGUCCAGCCUGUCCUACGCAACAGAUAUUUUCAGCAAACAAAGUGUGUGUUUUCUGGGAGGUGUUAUUUAGUGGUUCCUGUGGCUCUUCUAUCAGGAGAAGCAAUGUGUCGUUUUCCCACACUGCAGUAAUCUCAUGAGGCGUAGGCGUAACUAGGAAGAAUAAUAUGUUGUACUCAAAUACUGUAUUUGCAGAACUGUAGAUCUGUAAAAUUGCAGAAAUAAAAAAAUAAAUUACUAUCAGUGAACAAUUCUUUGUUGAGUGAAUGCCCAGUUAUCAGGGAUUUUUUUAUCAGUUGCACACAGUCCAAUUAAGACAGCUGCCAGAUUUAAUAAAGUCCGCCUAGAACCUGUCUUUUGUGAUUAAAUCUUUACAUUUCUCGGAAAGAAUGUUAAAAAAAAAACAACCUUUAAAUGUCAGAUGAAUAAUAGAGAAGUGUGGUUUUCCUAUGAAACAUGACAGCACUAUAAUAAUAUCUUUAACACAAUUGAAGUGUAAUAAAGAUGAUGACAUCUUUUCCAUAGUUUGAUUAUUGUAAUCCAGUAUUAAAUAAAUUGUGGUGAAUAUUUCUAUCCUAUGCA